Molecule: messenger RNA, 1171 nt
Organism: Elaeis guineensis (African oil palm)
Lineage: Eukaryota; Viridiplantae; Streptophyta; Magnoliopsida; Arecales; Arecaceae
Source: RefSeq, a predicted model, not a curated record
UCUCUCUAUACCACUAAGGCUCACAAACGAAUCUCAGAAGCUUCCAUAUAUCUCAACCUCCGCUCUCCUACUCAUCGAUAGCGCCAGCUCCCGUUCCGUUUUUAUUGUUCCCGCGGAAAUAGAAAGCGAAAGAGUAAAAGCAAACAAGCAGCCAGGUUGUUUUACUCCGAUCUCUGAUGAGAUGAAGGAGGGCGAUCAGCUACCCACGUCGGCGAAGCCCUCCUCCGCCGCUGGCGCCGCCGAGACCGCCCUCUUCGGCAAGGGUCGAUACAAGUUCUGGGCCCUCGCUGCCAUCAUCCUCCUCGCCUUCUGGUCCAUGCUCACCGGCACCGUCACCCUUAAAGGGUCCGCCGGCAACCUCAACCGCAUCUCCGACGACCUCCUCGAUGCCCCCCUCCGCGAUGCUGAUCUCGACGUCCUGGAGAUGGAGGAGAGGGAGAAGGUUGUGAGGCACAUGUGGGACAUCUACGCGCACAGCCUUCGGAUCCGGCUGCCGCGGUUCUGGCAGGAGGCGUUCGAGGCGGCCUACGAGGAGCUCGCCAGCGACGAUCUGGCCGUCCGGGACGCCGCUGUCUCCGAGAUCGCUCGGAUGUCCAUGCGGAUGGUCGAUCUCGAGCCCCCGCCUCGCCAUCCCAAGAAUGCAGAACCGCAUGAUUUUCAAAGGGAUGGCAGCAGCAGGACUAAAGCGAAGCCAUCAGCCUUCUCAUCAAUGGGUGCCCAAUAAGUUGCAGCAAAUAUUCCUCGGCCCCAACAUUUCUGUUGCUGAACAAUGCUCUAUCAAUAGCCGAUUUACUGAAGUUUGCCAAGGUUGUUUCCUUAUUAAGCAGUAGCAUGCAGAAAAAUUGUUUUCCUGCUUUCUAAAUUCUAGCUCUGGUGCAUGCUCAAGGCAAGCUUUUGCAAGAUGCCACGUGGUUAUAAAUUACACUGAUGAAUCAUUAUUUUGUAACUUUUAACUCUUUUUAACGAAUAUUGGAAUCUAGGAAGAGUUUGCCAAGUGAGUGCUCUUUAAGACUACUUUGUAUGCUCUGUUUGGUUGCAUGGAAAAGAUGAGUUUCAACAAAAUGAGGCGGCUGUGAAUUUAUAUGGGCAUUACUGUAGUUGUAACUGUCAAGCCUUCACCUGGCUUUGUGAAUUUAUAUCCUUUAUUAAUGGAACUACGGGGUGAACAUAU